AUGAUCGUCCCCGAAUUCCAACCGAUCAUCGUCACCGCCACCACGAUUGCUGCGAUUUUCGCGAACGGUCUCUUAUUAUAUUUGAUCCUUUUUCACACAAAAUCCCACAUGAAAGUCUAUUCGAGAUUCAUGCUCAGUUUCGCGCUUUUCAAUUUCAUCUAUCCGCUCAUUUGUUUCUUCGUUUCGCCGCUUCUGUACGCCUGGGGAAACGGUUUCCUGAUGGUUCCAACGGGAAUCAUUCGUGAUUCGGUUUUCCUCUCGUUCUUCGGCAUGUUAAUGUAUGUCUCGGCUUAUGCUCAAUCGCUUGCCUUGCUCACUUUCCAUUUUCUCUAUCGUUUCUCGCUCGUUUGCAAGAUCCGCUUCAUCAAAGAGAUGGAAGCGGCUCACGCGUGGUGUUGGCUGAUUGGUCUCUAUUUGGCGAUGGCUUGUGGAUAUUGCCUCAAUGCGUAUAUCUUUUUGAUGGAAAAUCCCGUCAUCCAAAACUACUUCGCUGACGCAUUUCAAAGUGAUUUCGGGGACAAUAUCACCGCUUUUGUCACCGUUGGAGCUGUUUAUUUUCUAGAAGAUGGAAGUAUCUACCUUCGUUCGUGGGUCGGUUUUCUUAUCUGCAUGACGGUGAUCUCAUCCACCUUUGUUCUCAUUGUUUAUUGUGGUCGAAACAUCUAUCACGCGAUUCUUGAAUCAGCGGGAAGUGAGAAGACAAAAAGGGCACAAAUGGGCAUCUUCCGAGCACUCGUCAUCCAGACCUUGAUCCCGGUGGCUUGUGAGUACGGCCCAUCGGGUAUCAUAUUGUUCUGUCCAAUCUUUGGCUUCUCAAUGGACACUACCUUUGUCACUAUUGCCUUUGGUAUUUAUUCCUUUGUCGAACCACUCGCCACAAUCUAUUUCGUCACCGAUUACCGUCGUGUUCUCAUUCAGAAAUCAUCGCGUGCGCUUGGCCGAAAGAAAAGCCUCCGCACGACGGUGAAAGUCUUAACGACAACGUUC
Molecule: messenger RNA, 987 nt
Organism: Mesorhabditis belari
Lineage: Eukaryota; Metazoa; Nematoda; Chromadorea; Rhabditida; Rhabditidae
Source: the annotation of a GenBank genome assembly